Molecule: messenger RNA, 1926 nt
Organism: Cyphomyrmex costatus
Lineage: Eukaryota; Metazoa; Arthropoda; Insecta; Hymenoptera; Formicidae
Product: WAS protein family homolog 1
Exons: 4
Coding region: 237-1724 (495 amino acids)
Biological process (GO): retrograde transport, endosome to Golgi; Arp2/3 complex-mediated actin nucleation; exocytosis
Cellular component (GO): recycling endosome; WASH complex; early endosome
Molecular function (GO): gamma-tubulin binding; alpha-tubulin binding; actin binding
Source: RefSeq, a predicted model, not a curated record
UGGACGUAGGCGAUGUUAUCUCACAGUGCUUCGUCGGCCGUCGUUGAAUUUAAGAAAUUUGAUCUGAGGUGGAUGUCAUGCGGCGUACACCUGGGAUAGCCAAGGAGUUAACGUAAUUCACGUGUCUGUAAUUCAGGACACGUCGGCAUCUCAGCACGUCGACGUCCCGCGUGACAUGUGAUGUGCGUUAUUGCCUUGUGAGACAACUAUCUUUGCGAUUCUCCCGCGAGAUCAGGAUGCCAGAAAGAAUCGAGAUUGGUGUUAUUCCAAAUAAUUUGAGGCACGAAGAGACUAUAGUUCAAAUAACAGAAGCUCUAGACAAUCUAGGAAAUGCUGUCUCAUAUAUAUUUGAUUGCAUUGACAGGAGGCUUUCAGAGAACACACAAAGAUUGACCAACAUUAAAGAAAGAGCCAGGAAGCUGGAGGACAGAUUGCACUAUUUACAAACUAAUUUAAAUCUGAAAGCAGUAAAAAUGUAUUCUGCUGCUAAGUACCCGGCUAAUCAUACUUACAAGGAGUAUCAAAUGACCAUACCGCCACAGCGCGAGCAUACCGCUGCUAUACCAAGCAUUUACAAAUGUUCCGUGCCUAUAAAAGAUAUCCCCGAAGCAUAUUUAUCUUCUAAUUGCAAGACGGAGGACGGCCAAUAUGCCGCGAACGUCAGCCUCCAAGAAAAGCUCCAAUUUUAUCACGUACGAUCAAAGCCUAGCAAAAAAGAUAACCUUGAGGAUGAUGUAGAACCAUUCCCACCACAAUUAUCCUCAGUUAGUGCCCUCCUACUGUUCGAUAGUAUGGAUAGCCCAUAUGAAAAAACGUCCAUGCGAUCGUCACGUCAAUCUGUCGAUAAGCAGCAAAUUGAGGACGCUCCGGAUUCGAUUGUACAACCGUGGCUUUCGUCAGAAAUGGACGCGUCUUCCAGUUAUUUGUAUACUCCGACUCUUGGAGAGGUUCCUCAAAUUAAUGUACCGUUAAUGCUCCCAGAUCUACCUGGCAUUGUGGAUGAUGAGAAAUUUGUCCUCGAUCUUAACUCUCAAAGUCCUAUCGCACCAUCAUCUGCGGUCACGACGCCUACCGUUCGUUUAGAUCUACCGACACCAAUCAGUGAUGAGAGAGACUCUCAGUCGAAGAUUGAAGAUAGUGCUCCACACUUACCUGUUCUAACUGAAGCCAUAACUGCACCAUCACCUGCGCCGCCUCCUCCACCACCUCCUACGGUCACGAUAAAUGCAGAUAGUGCUGCGAACAACGAAAAAAUCAAUUUUCAAGUUAUGGUACCUCCUCCGCCACCACCACCGCCGCCACCACCGCCACCGCCACCGAUUGCAGAACCGGCCGUGCCUACGUCAAAUGAUAGUUCGAAGAAAAAGGACAAAACACCAAACCGUCCGCCUGCGACAACUAUAACGGAUGAUCGUUCUAAUUUGAUGGCGGCGAUACGAGACGCUGGCGGAAUAGGCAGAGCGAAAUUGAGGCCUACUGUACCGGACGAAAAGAAGCGUGAUCGGUGGUCUUCGGCUUCGGUAGGAGGUGAUUUGAUGGCGGAUCUACAUGCAAAAUUAGCGUUGAGACGUAAAGGUAUCGCUGGUUCUACGGUAGGCGCUUUGGAGAGAAUGUCAAGCUUAAUACCGCCUCCUCCAAAACCGACUGAAGCGUCUGCAUCGGACAGAAAUUCCGCCACCAGCGAAUAUGACUCUCAACCUGAUACGGAUGAUUGGGAAGAGUGAUCACUACUGCUGCUAUAAUUGAUAGAAGAACAGCGUGCUAUUGUGUAUUAUUAUGUAAAUUAUCAUAACAAAUGAAGAGACUCAGGGGAAUUUUUUAUUGGAUAAAUUCAAUGAAGUACAUGAGGAUAGAAUCAUAAUAUACAGAUCUAGUUACAUCAUUUCUUUAUUCAGAUCUAAAAACUAUUGGAUUUGUUAAAUUUUA